Molecule: messenger RNA, 2866 nt
Organism: Homalodisca vitripennis (glassy-winged sharpshooter)
Lineage: Eukaryota; Metazoa; Arthropoda; Insecta; Hemiptera; Cicadellidae
Product: enoyl-CoA delta isomerase 1, mitochondrial-like
Exons: 7
Coding region: 259-1104 (281 amino acids)
Biological process (GO): fatty acid beta-oxidation
Cellular component (GO): mitochondrion
Molecular function (GO): enoyl-CoA hydratase activity
Source: RefSeq, a predicted model, not a curated record
CCAACCUGUUAUUUGGAGACUGCAGGAUUCAGUUUGUGUUAAUCCUUUCCUGUAAUAAGUAUUUUUUGAAUAUCUCAAAAUGAAUGAUUGAAUUAUUAACUCAAAAGUGUUGGUAAAACAUUAUUACAAGUUAUUUGUCCAUCAGAGCAUGAAUAUAAAAUUUUAUAUCAAACCAAAAUGUGCUUUUACGGAUCCAGAUGUGUAAGUUAUACGUCAGAAAUGUUUGUAAGAUAACCUAUCUGGACAAGUUGUAUCAAAAUGGCAACUCUACGCAGCUGUAUAAAGCUUCUCACUCGUCCAAAAAUAGAAAUGCGACAUUUUUCAGCAGCUGCCGAUACGUUAGCGAAAGUUGAAGUCAAUUCAAAAACAGGUGUUGCGGUAGUCAGCCUCAACCGUCCGCCCGUCAACGGGCUGAAUCUAGAGCUGCUACAGACACUCUCUCAGACAUUGGACGACCUGGAGAAAAACAAAAGCAGAGGCAUGAUCCUCACUUCUGAGAUGCCGACCGUGUUCAGUGCAGGACUGGAUAUCAUGGAAAUGUACAAACCCAACCAGGACAGGCUAAAACAGUUCUGGGUCACUCUGCAACAGACAUGGCUGAAACUGUACGGCUCGUCCUUCCCCACCGUGGCUGCCAUGAACGGCCACAGCCCCGCUGGUGGGUGUCUCCUGGCUCUCAGCUGUGAAUAUCGGGUCCUGGUGGCACCCAAGAGUACCAUCGGCCUCAAUGAGACCCAACUGGGCAUCAUCGCUCCUCGCUGGUUCAUGGACUCAAUGCGGAACGUGAUGGGGGAGCGACAGACUGAGCUGGCUCUCACUGCAGGGAAGAUGUUCACAGCUGACCAAGCGCUCAGGGUUGGGCUAGUUGACGAGUUAGCCUCGGACAAGGCUGACGCACUGGCAAAAGCCGAAGCUUUUAUCUCCACAUUUGCCAAAAUACCAGCUGCAGCAAGAAACUUGACCAAGCUGGAUUUCAGGAAGGAUACACUGGACUGGCUAAGGAACAACCAAGAGUUGGACUUGAAAAGGUUUGUAGACUACACCAACCAACCCAAGGUUCAGCAGGGUUUGGAGCUGUAUCUGCAGAGUCUUAAGAAGAAGUAAACUGCACAAUUGUUCUCUGAUUCAGAUAACGUACCCACAAGAGGUAACGAUAGUGCUGUAUGCAGUGUGCAACAAAUUUAAAUAAUUUUUUAACGUUUCAUAGUUAUUUUUAUCACCAGAGAUUCCAGUUUUUACGAACUGCAAGUUCCAUGGCAUUAGAAUCAUUUCAAAUUUUACUGCCACCGAUCAACUGAAAUGACAUUAACACUAUGUGAUACGUAUAACUCUUGUUUGGAUUGAUCAGAAUGAUCAAAAUAUGUGAAAAUUGUAACCUCGGAUUUCAGUUACUUUUUAUGUAUGUUACCAAGGAUUUUGAUAGAAGAUAAAAAAAUUCAUGUAUACAUAUGGGACUAUUUUUAAUGUGAAAGUUCUUAAAAUCCAGUGUAUAAUCGUUUAUCAAUCUUUGGGCUAGGCUUGGAUGAAAUGAUUGAUCAACUUUUAACAAUUAGUUUGACUAAAUGAAGGUAAUAUGCACUGUUCUCUUUAGUUGGUCCAAAAUUAAAUUCUGCUCUUCGUACACAGCCUACUCUUAGACUAAUUCUAGACUAAUUACUUGAUACUACUGUUUUUUAUUUAUAUUUAUAUUACGCCACGUAUCUAUAAAUUACACCACAGCUUUUAAGUGUUAGAUGUUUGAAUAAAAUAAACCACCCAAGAAUAUCACAACGAAAUGAACACAAACCGUAUUACAAGUCUUUAAUAACUGUACAACGUCUGUUUUGCCAUUGUUCAAAAUACAUUUUUUUUUUAAUUCCACCACGAGACUCCAGUUCUGACUCGGGCACUCGGACUGUGGUAAAUUAUGUAAUUAAUAUCAUGCAACAAUUUGUAAAAAUCUGAACCAACGCAAGUUGCAGUAGAAAUACAAUACAUUAACAAUAAAUUAAAUAACUAUUUUGUAAAAUAAUAUUUGGUUUUUCAGGAAUAAACUGAUCAAUCUAAAUACAGACAAAUCAAUGUAAUCAACUAUUACUUCAUAUAACAUAUUUUUCAUAUUUUUGUGUAGUAGAAUUCACAACUGUGUUGUUAAAUUCAGUAGUGUUGUUGAUCUGUAUUACUCGUUCAGCCAGAAACACGCACAAAACGUAGAAAGUGAAGACUUUUUUUUAUAUUAUAUUUAGUACUUUUAAUCAAAUCCAGUUUAUAUGCGUAUGUGUAUCCUCAAAAUGUGCCCUUAUUUAAAACAAUAAGGGCUAAAAAUAAUCCAACCUAAUUAAUUAGUAAUAAGAAUUUUAAUCUGAAAGCGAUUAGUACAUUAUGUAUUUUUAUGCGAACAAUGAAUUUUUUAUAUCUUAAAAUUUUGUUUUGUUUUGGUUUUUUUUUUUUUUUGUAAUAUCGGCUUGGGUACAGUGUUCAAGAAAUCAAUUUGAUAUACUGGUGUGGUUUCAAAUGUAAGGUUAGUUAUCAUAUUAAAUGUGUUACUCGUAGAAGUGUAGAUUAUGUUAUUGUUAUAUUAAAAUGUUUAGGUUAAGAUUUUAGAAGGUUCUUUUCAUAAUUAAAUAUUAUGUUAUGAUUCAUUAGUAAUAUGAGUGUACUUUUCUUAUUGUAUUGUUUUUAUUGUUUAUUAUACUUAUGUGUUUUAAAUUUUUUUAGGGUAUAUUAUUCUAUUUGCUUGCAUGCUAUAUUUUAUAAUACCACUAAAUGCGAUGAUAGUUUAGUGUGAAAUAUAAUAGAAACAUUGAUGUUCACAUAAGACUGUUGUUGAUAAUUAUAAAAUGGUUUUUAUACUUAUACGUUGUUAAAUAUAUUGAAUUUGAUUAUA